AUGAAUGAAAUUUUUCAAGAUUACCAAAAUAGACUUAAAAUAGCGGAAGAUUUUUGCACUUUUAUGGAUAUUUGCACAGAUCCAAUUUCAUUUACAAAUUGGGCUGACAAAGUGCUGUCUUCUAGAGGUUUUACAAAAAUUUCAGAAUCAAAAUUACCAGACGUUGCGCCAUUAAAAGGAUACAUCAUCAGAUCUAAUAAAACGUUAAUUGCCUAUAACAUUGGCGAUUAUAAAUCGGCAGUGAUCGCAGCUGCUCACUCAGAUAGUCCUUGCAUUAAAUUAAAAACAAAUUUCGACUCAAAUACAACAUUAUACCAAUUUCUAAACCUUGCAAAUUAUACCGGUGGCCUUGCACAUACAAUGUUCGGCCGAGAUUUGAUACUCAAAGGAAAUGUUUACUAUAUUGAUCAAGGAGAGCUUAAAUGCAAAUUUGUAAAUUCAGUAAAGCCAAUUGGAUUCAUUCCUUUCCCAGAAGUUACAUUAAAUCAAUCAUAUGCUCUUACUCCAAAUUUUAAUCGCGAUGAAAACAUGAAAAUUAUUGUUAGUUCUGGAGGAAAUACUCCUGUACGUACAUACCUUGAAAAACUUGCCGAUAUACCACCAAAUUCAAUUGAUUCUGUUGAUUUAUAUCUUAUUGAUAAAAACAAAGCAAAAAUAGUUCACGAUCUCGUUACAUCUGCAAGACUGGAUAAUCUCCUAUCCUCAUUUUGCUGUUUUACGUCAUUUCUCUCAGUACAACCCCAAAAUACUUUAAAUAUUUGCGCAAUUUUUGAUAAUGAAGAGAAUGGAAGUCAUACACUCAAUGGAGCGUUAUCAGAUAUGCUGGAAAGAACGCUCAGAUUCUUAGUUUUCAAAGCUCCUCCAUUUCUUUCUUUAAUUCCACAAAAUGACGGUUCAGAAACGCAACAACCGUUAUCAGAUAAUGAUAACCAUCGCAUUCCAACCAAGGAAGAACUGUUUGACACCUUAAAACGCAAUAGUAUUUUUAUAUCUGCUGAUGCAGCUCACGGAAGGCAUCCAAACUAUAUGAAACUGUUUGAAAUUAACCAUCCGCCAACUAUGGGGCACGGAGUUAUCCUCAAAGGGUCAAAUGCGAAUUCAACCGGAUUUAAUCUUCGCGGGGAACUCGCAAUUCGACAGGCAGGAGUCCUCUCAGGUGCAAAGGUAAACAAAAUAGCCAGAAUCAAUGCAAGAAGCACUGGAGGAACAAUUGGACCAAAAGUUGAAAUGUUAAACGGACUUGCAACAAUAGAUAUCGGAAAUGCAACAUUUGGAAUGCACUCGUACAGAGAAACUGUGGCUCAGAGUGAUAUUUUCGACCAAUACUUGGUUAUUAAAGAAAUUUACGAAAAUUACGACUUAAUAUUACAAGGAAUAGAAGGAGAAGUAGAUCCUAAUGAUGUUCCUGCUGAAAUUGUUGAAGCACUUGAAAAAAGACAAAACAACAAACCAAAAAAAUCAACAAAAAAUAAAAAAUAA
Trichomonas vaginalis G3 is the source of this 1479-nucleotide messenger RNA. Its product is annotated as aminopeptidase protein. Gene Ontology annotation, biological process: proteolysis. Lineage: Eukaryota; Parabasalia; Trichomonadida; Trichomonadidae. Bases 1 to 1479 code for a protein of 492 amino acids. The transcript has a single exon. Gene Ontology annotation, molecular function: aminopeptidase activity; zinc ion binding. The record is from RefSeq and is a predicted model, not a curated record.